Messenger RNA from Physella acuta, 1122 nucleotides. RefSeq lists its product as uncharacterized. The record is from RefSeq and is a predicted model, not a curated record. NCBI's taxonomy places the organism in Eukaryota, Metazoa, Mollusca, Gastropoda, Physidae.
AUGUGUCGUUUCCUUGAAGGUCUACAUAUGGACGGCACUCGGAAAAAGACAACAUUCUUGCAAAGUGUCGCAGGAAAAAGCUAUUCAGCUGAUAAGCGAUACAGGAUGCUGCACGAAAAAGUAACGGAUAAUGUGAAAGCUGUCAUCAAAGUUGGGGAAAUCAAUUAUGAGAAAUACAAGGAUCUGAAUUCUUCCAUGGAACAUGUGCUGAACCUUUUGAUCCAGCUUAGAGCAGAAAUACAAAGACCAAGAGAAGGCUGUAGCUCUAUUAAUACUGACCAUGUUGUUGAGACUGUGCUCAGCCGUUUGUCAUCUGAACUGAUAACGAAAGACAAAGAAAUGAAUUCGAUGCUAUCAAAACAGAGGAAAGAAAUUGAAGAAAAUAUCCAACGAACAUCAGACGAAUGGUUCCUGAAGUACAAGGAGUUGACAACACAUCUGGAUAAUUUAGAAGUUGAGGCUCAAAAUAAUUUUCAGAAAGUAUCUGAACAGCAAAAUAAUACGAUGGUUCAACAAAGAAAAGACAGCGAAUUAACUAAUUCUAAAAUUUCUGACAUGUCGUGUGAGGUACAAAACCUCCAAGACAAAGUGAUGCAACUCACUUCGACUGUUGCGGCAAAUGAAACAAAAAUGAGCGAAGAAUUUGCAAAAAAUAGCGAGCUCUUAAAAGCAAGUAUCUUGAAACUUUCAACAAUAGAAAUAACCAAAAGUUUAAAAGAUCCUAUUCAGAAAAUAAAAGAAAACUCCAGUAAAAUAAGUAAAGUAGAAAAGAAAAAUGUGGAAUUAGAACAACGCUUAUUAAACUCAACAGAUGUUAUAAAGCGCGAUAUUUCAGAAAUAUCAAUUACGCUGCAAGUAUUCGAAAAAAGGUUAGACACUGGAUCUUCAACUUUAGCCCCCAAAAAACAAAUUAGUGCGAUAAACGAUGCACAGAUUAAAAAAACAAAUUCUGAGUUAUCAUCUGAAUCAAGAAAGAAUACAACCAAGCAAAUUAAAACAUCACCUGACAAAUCUGAGGAAAAAGAACAAGCUACUUCCAAUGAACAAGAUAUGCGAAAGAAGUUCACACGCCUUGUGGCUGACAGAUUAAAACCACCUGAAGAUUCUAGUGCUUUUUACUAA